Molecule: messenger RNA, 1700 nt
Organism: Papilio xuthus (Asian swallowtail)
Lineage: Eukaryota; Metazoa; Arthropoda; Insecta; Lepidoptera; Papilionidae
Product: protein takeout
Exons: 5
Coding region: 69-836 (255 amino acids)
Biological process (GO): multicellular organismal reproductive process
Source: RefSeq, a predicted model, not a curated record
AUAACCAUUCGAUCCACUCGCGUCGCUUGUGCCACUACUGUGAAUAACAUCAAAUAAAAUAAUAAAAAAUGGAGAAAAGCGUGAUUAUUAUAGUGUUAUUUUUUUCGUGCUUUGAACACACACAACAACUAAUCCCAUUACCUGACUUCAUCCAUCCUUGCAGCGAACUAAAUGAUGAAUGCUUCACACAAGCUACGCUAGACGCCAUACCUGGCGUUGUCAGAGGAAUCCCGGAGGCGGGCAUCCCUCCCCUGGACCCUCUUUACCUGGACAAGAACAUAACGAUGGCCCUCCCCGGUAACGUCAAGAUGACAUUCCACAACGGAAAACUACUGGGACUUAGCACCUGUGUGCCGAGUAAAGUUUCAUCGCGUCGUGAGCAGCGAACAUUUGUUUUCGACAUCCAGUGCAACUUUACCAUCAAAGGCCAUUACAGCAUUGUUGGAAGGAUACUGCUUUUCAACCUUAACACGGACGGCAAUGCAAAGAUUAAAAUAUGGAAUCAAAAAAUCCAUCUAGAGGUUCUCGAAAAGGUUGUUAAAAACGACAAAGGCGAGGGUCAUUACAAGAUAAACUCUUACAAAUACAAAGCAGACUAUGGGACGGACUUGAAACUCAACUUGACUAAUUUAUUUAGAGGAAGCCCAGAAAUUAGCGCCAACAUUCUAGGCGUGCUCAACUCGAAUUCGCAACUAGUCGCUCAGGAGUUCGGAGGGCCGAUCCUCGAUUACGCUAUAGACUACGCAAUGAAUGUCACGCAGAAGUUCUUUGAUGCGUACACAUACGACCAGAUCAGCCAUGUUCCUCUCACGGAUGACUUCUUUGAAGAGGAUUGAUUUACUAUAAAUAGUUUAGAUACUUUAAAAGACUAUGAGAUGCUACAUCUUAUAUUAAUUAAGCGUAAAUUAAUAUGUAAAUUAACGGUAAUCGUUGGUUUCUGAGUCCAAAAUCUCUAUAUAAAACAUGUUAUUUCUGUUUUGUCAAAGGUAAUGAAAGAGAUGAUGAUAAGUUUUAUACUAAUGUGUAAUCUUUGGUUUUUGAAACCAAAGAUUAGAUAGCCUUGAAGUAUUAAGAAAUCACUUGGUCUCGAUAAUACAGCAUUCCUUGUCCUAAUCCUAACCUAUCAUUAUAGACCUUAAAAAAUAAAUAAAGCCAUGGUAGACUUUCGUACGACUGAGCUAAAUAUUUCAUACAAAAACUUUAGUAUUUGUAUUUUAAAUGCGUAUUUGUUGUAAAUAUAUGCGUGUAAAUCCAUUUAGAGAUUAAUAACUAAUUACUUACGUGGGUGGGUAGCUGAUGAUAUUUGUGUUAAAUCAUUACGUGUCAAUAAAAAUUGACAAUUUUCUUCACUUCACAAUAAACAUUACCCGCAUUUCAACACUAGUUUUUCCAUAUCACACACAAUAUUAAGUUCAUUUUAAAUAAACGCUCACAUCACUUGUAUAACACACAACAAAAUUAUUAUUUUAGAAGUACUUAUUCGUUGUACAUCUCAUUUUAGAAAAUUCGAUUUCAUGUUACAGUAAUCACAACUGUCAAAACUUUUUAUUUUCUUUUUUAAAAAGCACAAAUCUUUCUCGACUGCCAGUCUGCCAGCAACAUUAAUUUAGUUUUAGUUUGUAACCUAAACGUAUUUGUAGGUAAUAAUACUUUUAAAUAAAUUUUAAAUAGCGUUUUAUUUUUUUUUAUAUAAAUGGAAA